AAUGAUGAAUUUAAGUGAAACUGAAAAAAAUCUGAAUUUUGAUUUGAAUUUCUGUCAAAAAAAGGAUUUUAAUCAAAAGUGGAGCAAAUUAAAAAAAGAAAAUUUCCGUUAAUUAAAUUAAGGAAAAGAGCCACACACAGACACGCCGCAACAUGUUUGGAUACCGUUGAUUUUGUGUACGAAUGUCGUCGUCUGGCAGGCAGUUGAAGUGAAAGCACGCUUGACACACAAGAAAAAACGCGACAAUUAUUUCGAUAAUAAUAAUGUUAAAAAUAAAAAUUUAAGAGCCUAUUGAUACUUGAUUCAUCGACAUCGUAUAAAAAAAUUCUUAGUUCGUAAUUAGGAGAUAACAAUAAUGUAUGUGGCUGUACAUUCUGACACAUUUUUUGCAUUUGGAAUUAUUCUUAUGACCUUAACGUUUCCCGCAUUUGUCACGACGAAACAUCACCAUUAUAGGAACCAAUCUGAGAGCUCAGAGUUAGUAACGCCCACAGAAACGAGCUUAUCGCUGCAAGACAUUCUGCCAAAACAAACGAAGCAUUACGACAAAAAUCGGGCGCCGAAAUUUAUGGGUCAACCAACGGUUGUUUAUUUUCACGUGACAGUCCUGCAAAUUGACUCCAUCGAUGAGAAUAGUAUGACGUAUGUGACGGACAUCUUUCUCGCUCAAAGUUGGCGCGAUCCGCGCCUACGACUGCCGGAAAACAUGAGCGAAGAGUACAGAAUCCUCGAUGUCGAAUGGCUUCACGACAUUUGGAGACCGGAUUGUUUCUUCAAGAACGCCAAAAAAGUCACGUUUCACGAAAUGUCGAUUCCGAACCAUUAUUUGUGGUUGUAUCAUGACAAAACGCUGCUGUACAUGUCAAAGUUAACUUUGGUUCUGAGUUGCGCCAUGAAAUUCGAAACGUAUCCCCAUGACACGCAAUAUUGCUCCAUGAUGAUUGAAAGUCUGUCUCAUACCGUUCACGAUCUCGUCUUCAUUUGGAACAUGACAGAUCCGUUAGUAGUAAAUCCCGACAUUGAACUUCCACAACUCGACAUCUCAAAUAAUUAUACUUCGGAUUGUACAAUUGAAUAUUCAACCGGAAAUUUCACAUGCUUAGCGGUUGUUUUUAACCUUCGACGUCGUCUGGGCUACCAUUUAUUCCAUACUUACAUACCAAGUGCACUAAUUGUCGUCAUGUCCUGGAUCAGUUUUUGGAUUAAACCAGAAGCAAUUCCUGCAAGAGUUACACUAGGAGUCACAUCUUUGCUAACUUUAGCGACGCAAAACACCCAAAGUCAACAAAGUCUCCCGCCAGUCAGUUACGUCAAGGCCAUUGACGUUUGGAUGUCCAGUUGUUCCGUUUUUGUCUUCCUUUCCUUGAUGGAGUUUGCUGUCGUGAACAAUUACAUGGGACCCGUUGCGACAAAAGUUAUGAAGGGAUAUUCCGAUGAAGAUCUCUCUUCGGUAAGGUCGCCGAAUUUUUUCGUAUUUGAAGACUCAAAAUUUCAUCUUUUUCAGUACAUUCAGGGAACAGAGCCAAGACCGUCUGUAGUGCAGUACGAUACUUUUUGUCAUGGGCGCGAGACAGCACUUUUUAUCGACAAAUUUUCGAGAUUUUUCUUUCCGUUCUCAUUUUUUAUACUCAAUAUUGUGUAUUGGACGACGUUUCUUUAAACAAAUU
Culicoides brevitarsis is the source of this 1667-nucleotide messenger RNA. RefSeq names its product glycine receptor subunit alpha-2 (gene HisCl1). The record is from RefSeq and is a predicted model, not a curated record. Lineage: Eukaryota; Metazoa; Arthropoda; Insecta; Diptera; Ceratopogonidae. Bases 356 to 1660 code for a protein of 434 amino acids. Gene Ontology annotation, biological process: chemical synaptic transmission; regulation of membrane potential; nervous system process. Gene Ontology annotation, molecular function: chloride channel activity; excitatory extracellular ligand-gated monoatomic ion channel activity; transmembrane signaling receptor activity. The transcript is spliced from 9 exons. Gene Ontology annotation, cellular component: synapse; plasma membrane; neuron projection.